AACCAACUACCUGCUGAAAUCGUCUCUGACAGACAAAUUACUGCAACUCUUAGGAGCACCUUCCUUUCCUCCUUGAAGAGAUCGACACAGCUUCAUCAUGUCGGCCUGUUGUAGACAUGUUCUGGGUUUGCUCUUAUCCAUCAUUGGCUUUUUAGGGACGAUCUUCAUCUGCGCACUGCCAUUGUGGAAAAUCUCAACCUUCAUUGGUUCAAGCAUCACCACUUCUCAGAUCCACUAUGAGGGUCUGUGGGUGAUGUGUGUGAUAAGGAGUACAGAUGAGAUGCAGUGCAAAUCCUACAAUUCUAUACAGGACUUACCUCAAGACCUGCAGGGUGCCAGGGUGCUCAUCGUUUUUGCUAUCAUCAUCCAGUUCUGUGGGAUUCUGCUUGGUGUAGUUGGGAGCAAAUGCAUCAACUUUAUACCAGACGCAAGGCGAAAGACCAAAGCAGCCAUAGCUUCUGGAGUGUUGUUUCUCAUUGCAGCUAGCUUGGUGGCCCUGCCUGUCCACUGGACCACAUACGCCAUCGUAAGUGAUAUGUUCAACCCUGACCUGGCCGACGAUCAAAGGAGGCAUCUGGGAGCUUCGCUCUUCAUCGGCUGGGUGUCUGCAGGACUGCUAUACCUGGGAGGAGCCCUUCUCUGCCUCUCCUUUUUCUGCAGGAAUGAGACAGAAUGUGACGUUAAAUCUGCACAUACUAACACUAAACAACAACAUUCAUCUAGACAGCGUUCUAGAAACAAGAAAAAGGUUUCAUGA
Oreochromis niloticus (Nile tilapia) is the source of this 757-nucleotide messenger RNA. Its product is annotated as claudin-4-like. Gene Ontology annotation, cellular component: bicellular tight junction; membrane. The record is from RefSeq and is a predicted model, not a curated record. The transcript has a single exon. Lineage: Eukaryota; Metazoa; Chordata; Actinopteri; Cichliformes; Cichlidae. Bases 98 to 757 code for a protein of 219 amino acids. Gene Ontology annotation, molecular function: structural molecule activity.